AUGACCCCCCAGACCACCCUUCGCAGACAACGGCCUCGCACGGCGACCAACCCCCCGACCGCCCCCUCCAUCCCCUGGAGCCACCAUCAAGGCUCGAGCUGUGGUCUGAACCUGGAUGUGGAUGCCAGUCUCUGCGAUGAACAAGAACAAACCUUGGUGGAAGUCUUCAACAAAGAAUGCGUUUUAGAAGAGAAAGACCACACUGUGCCGCCGCCGCCCCGACGACGGGGGGCGGCCAAGAGCUUCUCGCACCUGCGUCACCCGGUCGGCGGCCUGCGGGCGCUGGGCCGCCGUCUGUCCGUCUCGAUCCGUCACAAGUCGUCGUCCAAGCAUGCCGCGCAUGAGGAGGGAACAACCGGUCACAGACGGAAUGUGUCUGGCAAUGGCGGGGACUCGCACUCCCCCUGGUGCCGUGAGCCCAGUAUCAACCGACGCCCCUCGCUCAACAGUGUGUCCGCCCUGCACAGCUUCUAUGCGCCCACCACGUUGAUCACCGCACCUAUCCCCGGACGCGGGCUGGAACAGCCUCCCAUUCUUCCCAACUCUCUUUCCGCCGGAGCCGCGGCUCGAGCCGCCGCCGCCGCCCAGAACGAGCUGGCUCGCGCUGAGCGCCAUGCAGCCAAGGUCGCCGAACAGAGAGUCGCGCUCGACUCGGAGUCGGGGAUCGGAAUCGAUUUGCGUGAUAGGUCGGAAUUAUCUGUUCUCUCUCUCUCUCUCUCUCUCGUUUCUCCUGCUAACUCUUUAGACCCCGUGGCGUACUUACCGUCCGAGGUCAUGGCACAGGUCCUGGCGUAUCUUGACCCCGACUCUUUGAUGCGUGCCGAGCUGGUCUCAUCCGCCUGGCGCGACCAAGCCUCGUCGCAUCACGUCUGGCGACAUGUGUUCCGCCAGGCUCAUGGCCGUCACCGGGCCAGCGCCACUGCUACCAAGAAGAAGCAGUCAUCAGGCCUGGGAAAGACAAUGCCCAACCAGGACUGGAAGAAGAUGUUCCUCGUGCGCCGGGCCCUUGAAUAUCGGUGGAAAGAAGGCAAGGCGGCCGCCAUCUAUUUAAAUGGACACCAAGAUAGUGUCUAUUGUGCACAGUUUGAUGAGGACAAAAUUAUCACGGGUUCCCGCGACCGAACCAUCCGUGUCUGGGAUGCUCACUACCCCUGGGCCUGCCGCAAGAUUAUUGGACCCUCGCCCGGCAACUCGUCUAGCGCUGGUCCCAUGAACAACCCGGCGCAGCAGUCGACCGGCAAGGCUCCCUUUCUCACCAUCUCCCCGCCCUCGUCCGCUCCGGAUGAGGCGGAGCCGUUUGAGCUGCCUGGCGCAGAGAACUACCACAGCGCAUCGAUCCUGUGCCUGCAGUUCGACGACGAGAUCCUGGUAACAGGGUCCUCGGACUAUACCUGCAUCGUGUACGACGUGCGCAACGACUACCGGCCCAUCCGGCGACUGCAAGGUCACCGGGCUGGGGUGUUGGACGUGUGCUUCGACGACCGGUACAUCGUCUCGUGCUCCAAGGACAGCACGAUCUGUGUGUGGGACCGACAGACGGGGGCUUUGGUCAAGAAGCUGCUUGGCCACGAGGGCCCUGUCAACGCGGUGCAGCUGCGCGGGGACCUGAUCGUGUCGGCGAGCGGUGACGGGGUGGCUAAGCUGUGGAACAUCACCUCGGGAACGUGCGUUAAGGAAUUCCCCAGCAAGGACCGCGGCCUGGCAUGCAUCGAGUUCAGCGAAGAUGCCCGCACCAUCCUCACCGGUGGCAACGACAAGGUCAUCUACCAGUUCGACGCCAACACGGGCGAUCUCGUCCAGGAGCUCGAGGGCCACGAAGGGCUCGUCCGCUCGCUGCACCUUGACAGCCUCAACGGCCGCAUCGUCAGCGGAAGUUACGACAUGAGCGUCAAGGUCUUCGACGUCAACACCGGUGCCCUCUCCAUCAAUCUCCCAGGAUGGACUACCUCUUGGAUGCUCUCGGUCAAGUCCGACUACCGCCGUAUCGUCGCCACCAGCCAGGACUCGCGUGCCGUCAUCAUGGAUUUCGGCUACGGCCUGGAUGGAAUCGAACUUUUGGAGGAGUGGUAG
Molecule: messenger RNA, 2070 nt
Organism: Penicilliopsis zonata CBS 506.65
Lineage: Eukaryota; Fungi; Ascomycota; Eurotiomycetes; Eurotiales; Aspergillaceae
Exons: 3
Coding region: 1-2070 (689 amino acids)
Cellular component (GO): Set1C/COMPASS complex
Molecular function (GO): histone binding
Source: RefSeq, a predicted model, not a curated record